GACAGACCCUCUGGACCGGACACCGCACGUCCCGUCCUUCAUCCCCCUUCUUUCCUUCUCCACAUCGUCUCCGUCGACGCAGCAGCUACUUAGUACGCCUGCUGGCAGGUCAUUUCUCCUCAGAGACCGACCCACUCGCGCACGAGAUCGCUUCACUUCCGACGACCACGAAAAAUCAGAUCGCUAGACCCAGACACUUUCUCUAGUUCAAUGAGCAAAUCUUCAACUGCAUCUGCACCGAAAAUUCCUCUGCAGCUUCCAACGAAGUCAGCCUGGGCACGGGGCCCUCCUCAAAAUACCACAGCGUCCUCCUCUCGCUCACAAUCCCCCGCCCCAUCAACUGUCAACUCGCCCACGACGUCAUCAAAUCCCCAUGCCUCACACUCUCGCCGGCCCAGCACCCUCGGUCAAGGGGUCUCCAUAAAGGAAGGGGUCACCAUACCUCGGAAUACCAUACCAGCCGCUAGUCAAAGCUCCCCCGUCACUUUCGGCUCCAUACACGAUGCGGACGCUCCCAUUUCAUCAUCUCCCGCAUCAGCACCCCCAGUAAAGGCUGAGAACCCCAAGUCCUUCGGAUCCAUCGUCGCAGACCAGAAUGGGUCAGCGAACAAGUCAGUGGUCACCAACCGGCCAGCAUCGAUGAUAUCUUCAACUCCUACAUCCGCUACCCCUGCGUCGGCGCCAUCAACAGUGUCCCAAUCUCACGCUGCUCCGAAGCUCGACAGGAAAAGUAUCGCAAAGCUCUUUCAGACUGCGUCUUCACCGUCGCCAUCGCCUUCCGUUACAGAUGCGUCCCCAUCACCAUCCACCCGACCACUUUCUCUCCCUCCACAACCGCACCAGUCAGGCCCACCUCCUGGCCAGCAGUAUAACAACCUCCCUCCACCAUUCACUCCUUCAAACAUGAGACCUCCUCAGAAUGGCAAUGUCGGUCCUCCUCGGUCACCCGUGUUCGCGCGACAAACUCUAAACGGUACCAGUGGCGGUGUGGGUGUAAGCGGGCGGACACCGCCAGGCCCAGGUGGCCCCGCGGCAGGUCCUGGUGCCAUGUCUGGAGGGAUGCCUAGCCCUCGUCUUGCCCCCCAUCAUCCUCAUGUAGGUCAACCUGCAGGAAUGCCUCCCCAGCCAAUCUGGCCCGGUUAUUACUAUGGCUAUGUAAACAUGCCACAGGAGGGGUAUUACCCUACCCCGCCAUGGGCCACACAGCCUUUACCUCCUCAGCAUCAACCCCCACCACAACAGCAUCACCAGCAUGGACAACCUAUGCCUCCCAAUACCAUGCCUAUGUCUCCCCGCAAUCCUCCCCCUCCAUUACAACAAGGCCCCGGCACGCCUACCCAAAGUCACGCCGUCCUCUCACCGCCACAUCACAAUCAGCACCCGCACCCAUCACCGCAUUUACCUCCUUCAAACCUCACAUCUCCGCCUCCUACGCCUUCCUCGAGCUCGAGCCAACGCUUGAACACGAACGCCAAUGCUUUUGUACCGUCUAAAAAGAUUGUCCUCAAGGAUCCUAACGGGCAAGAAGUCAAUCUCGAGGCUUUGAGGAAGUCGGGUUCGCAGUUCAACGGCUCGAAUGUCGUGGUGCCGCAGCCUCCUGGGUCACCUGGUGGUUUCAAGAAGGAGAGCAGACGGAGCCCAAGCGUGAGGAUUGAGAGCGAGGCCCAAAAGCAGCUCCGACUGGAGGCGGAACAGAAGAAGACCGCGGAGGAGCAGGAUAAGGUUACCAAAGAGAAGGAGCGUGAAGAGAAGGCGAGAAAGGAGAAAGAGGAGAAGGAGCGAAGGGAGACAGAGGAGAAGGAGAGGAAGGUCAAGGAGGAGAAAGAAGCGGCGGAGAAGAAGGAGCGGGAACGGCUCGUGGAGGAGGAGAGGAAGAGGAAAGAGGAGGAGGAGCGGGUCAGGAAAGAGGAAGAGGAGAAGAAGCAGGCGGAGGAGGCUGCUGAGGCCGAGCGCAAGCGCGUGGAGGAAGAGCUCGCAGAGAAGGCCCGAUUGGAAGAGGAGGAUCGUGUCAAGAAGGCGAAGGAAGAGGAAGAGGCGAAACUGAAGGAGCUCGAAGCCGCUGAGAAGGCAGAGGCCGAGGCAGCAGCCAAAGCCGCCGCUGCCGCUUCUGAGAAGGAAGAGGGCGAGAUUGAGGAGUCCAAGCCUUCCGAGUCUAGCAAGGCCGCUGAUGCGGCUGAGCUGGCUGCAGCUGCUGAGGAAGCUAGAGACAAAGUGCCCGACAAGGAGCCUCUCCGUAUCGACACUGCCGCGGUCCCUGAGCUUCCGGGCAAACGUCGUCCUGGUCCUCUGAACCUUCAGUCCGUACAAGCUAUGAACAUACCACAACCUCUCCCCUCCGCUCUCGCCACCGCCCGUAUCAUCGAGGACCUUCACGAGAUCUCAUACCCGGAAGGCAUCAAGAGCCCGAAAGUCGAGCUCAAUGCGAACGCCGCCAAGGGCAAGUUCAGGUACGAUCGCGACUUCCUCCUACAGUUCAUGGCCGUCUGCAAGGAGAAGCCAGACAACCUUCCUCCGCUCGAUGCCAUCGGCUUGGAGCCAAGCGAUCAGACUUCCAGCGGCUUCAGUAUGACUCGCGGUGGCUCUGGUCGCCGCAAUUCUGGCAUGGUCACCCCCUCCGGGUCAGUCAGUCGCAAUGCCUCUAUUGGUCUUGGUUUCGUUCCUAGUUCCAUGGGCAAGUCUUCCGGUUUCGCUAUGGGCCAGUUCGCCACUACCGCCAAAACCAGCGAAGAGCGAUUUGCUCUGGCUAACGGUCCAAGCCGUUCUACUUCUCUCGCUGGUAGCGCUCUGAGUGGCAUCGCUAUGGGUGGUGGUCGUGGUCCACCAAUGUCGCGCACGAACAGCCAAGGCGGACCAGGUUCUGGAAAGGAGCGCGAACGUACCCGUAGCAAGCGUAGCGGCCAGACCAGGAACGAGUCGAACAGGGUCCACAUCUCAACUCCUGCCAUGUCUAACAUGGGUCCACCUCUCGAGCCUGUUGCUCCUCUGGAGGCCAGCGCAAACCGAUGGGUUGCUGGCAGUACUCGCCGUGGAGCCGCCGCCGCCGCCGUCACACCGGAUCCCGACUCACCGGAAAUGGUCGAACGUAAGGUCAAGGGUCUCCUCAACAAGCUUACCAUGGAGAGGUUCGACUCGAUCUCCGAACAGAUUAUCUCUUGGGCCAACAAGUCCGAGACAGAGAAGGAUGGUCGUACGCUCAUCCAGGUCAUCAAGCUUGUCUUCGAGAAGGCUACCGAUGAAGCUGCCUUUUCCGAGAUGUACGCGAGGCUCUGUCGCAAGAUGAUGGAGACGAUCAGCCCCAAGGUCCAGGAUGAUGGAAUCAAGAACCAGGAAGGCAAACCUAUCGCUGGUGGUCAACUGUUCCGCAAGUACCUCCUCAAUCGUUGUCAGGAAGAUUUCGAGCGUGGUUGGUUGCAAAAGGAAACGAGCGCCGCCGCCGCUCUCACAAAAGCGACGGAGGACGAAGCUGCGGCGAGGGCCAACACCGCCAGCGGCAAGGAGGCCGAGGAGGGCGAGCUUUACUCAGACGAGUACUACGCGGCCCAGAAGGCCAAGCGGAGAGGUCUCGGUCUGAUCAGGUUCAUCGGUGAACUGUUCAAACUGCAGAUGUUGACGGAGCGUAUCAUGCACGAGUGUAUCAAGAAACUGCUCGGAAACGUCGAGAACCCAGAAGAGGAGGAGAUCGAGAGUUUGUGCAAGUUGAUGACUACCGUCGGAGCGAUUUUGGACACUCAGAAGGCGCAUGCGCAUAUGGAUGUGUACUUCGCUCGUAUGAAGGAGUUGACGAAGAGUCCGAACGUGAAUUCGCGUAUGGCUUUCAUGUUGCAGGAUGUCAUCGAGCUCCGAGAGCGUAGGUGGCUGGUGCGUAAUGCUGCAAGCGGCCCUUUGACUAUCUCUCAGGUUCACGAGGCCGCUGCCAAAGAUCAAGCUGCGAAGGAGAAGGAGUCCUACCAGCGCCAAAUGAGCAUGUCCCGCGGUGGCUCUCGUCGUGGCGGAGACCGUGGCGAACCUCAACAGAUCGGUCCUGACGGUUGGGCUAUUGCUUCAGGACCCAACCGUCCUCCGCCCAAGGCCGGCGACCUGUCUCACUUCGGCAAGAUCGCGAAAUCGACACCGAUGACCUUCGGUCCCAGCAGCGUAUUCGCCGGCAAGAAGGAGGCCAAGGGCCGCGAGGCUCCUCUGUCUCGCACGGCUUCUACUUCCAAUAUGUUCUCCAUGCUCAGUCAGAACCCCGAACUCGCUGUUGAGGCUACGACCUCGAAGCCCAGCCGACCGGCGAGUCGCAAGACGAGUGUCGACCUGACCCAGUCCGGUGGCGUCCCAGAGUCCACACAACGCAGAAAGCUCCAGCUUCUGCCUCGUAGUAAGGCUCUCGAGGAGACGAAGGCGGAGGAUUCCACCCCUGCGGGAUCGGAGGCUGGCUCUGAGGACGGGCGUGGUGAGACUCCUGCUCCCCCUUCGAUGUCAGAGGAGGCGGCGACAAACAAGAUCGCCGAGGACGUCAAGGAGUUCUUCGGCAUCCGUAUGUUGGGAGAGGCCGAGUCGUACUUCAGCAGUCUUCCCGAGGAGCACCGGUUCCGACUGGUCGACAAGCUCGUGACGACCGCCAUCGAGUCCAAGGCCGCGGACGCGCAGCUUGUCGCAGACCUCUUCGCCCAGGCUAGGGAGAGGGAUCUCUGCUCGCCGGCUUCGUUCGAGGAGGGCUUCCUGCCUCUGGCCGAGCUGUUGGACGACAUUGCGAUCGAUGCGCCGAAGGCGUUCGACCUGUUCGCUAACAUGAUGAAGGGUGCCGGUCUAGACAAGGACGAGGAGCGGAGGACACGGAUAGCGGAGAAGUCGAUGGACAAGGAUAAGUUGAUCGCAUUGUUGGCAUAGUUUCUUUCCGUUUCCAUUUCCCUAUCUCUAUCCUCUUCUACUUUCUGCGUUACAUUCUUCGUUGCUUCUGCCAUAGACUCGCCCGUCGUCUCCGCUGGUCUGUCUGUUUGUCCUCUUUUUAUUGUCCUUCCUGGUAUUACCUAUCGUCGCAGCUAAUACACCGCUACACGUCGUUUACCCCCCGCCCACUUCCUUUCCCCGCCUGCCCGUGACGUCCAUCUCACAUUCUUGCUCCCUCUCAUACACUCGCAUGCAUGUCUCGUCUGCCUCGGUUUCCGUCAUCAUCUUGUUAUUAUUGCCGCAUCCGAGAUCGUCGACCGCAUCCGCUUUCCGUCGCUUCGUUCGUUAUUCCUUCUGUUUCUUCUUUCUUCUUUACCUUCGACUUCUUGUUGUCCUUUUGCCCCGUACUUUUUUUUCCUAGUCUCUUUGCCCUCGUUCUUCUUCUUCUUCAUCUGCGUUCCCAUUGCCCUCUGCGUUCCCGUUCUGUUCUGUUUCUCAUUCUCAUUCUCAUCUGUGUCUGUGUUUUUAUUACCUUAUGCGCAUCCUCCGCAUUUUGCACGCAUCGCACGUCGGGGUGUCGAGUGUCGGUCGGUCUGUUUUUUCAGUGUUCAGUACAGUUUGUGUCUUACCAUCCUGUGUAAGUAGCUAUAGGUAGGUAGGUAGGUAGGUUUGUAACGCCAGAGAUGGGGGUGAGACGGGGGGAGAGAGUAUAUCAUAGUCUGC
Messenger RNA from Stereum hirsutum FP-91666 SS1, 5595 nucleotides. RefSeq lists its product as uncharacterized. The transcript has 6 exons. Gene Ontology annotation, molecular function: protein binding; translation initiation factor activity; mRNA binding. The coding region runs from base 211 to 4872 and encodes 1553 amino acids. The record is from RefSeq and is a predicted model, not a curated record. Lineage: Eukaryota; Fungi; Basidiomycota; Agaricomycetes; Russulales; Stereaceae. Gene Ontology annotation, cellular component: eukaryotic translation initiation factor 4F complex.